This is a messenger RNA of Branchiostoma belcheri (Belcher's lancelet), 368 nucleotides long. RefSeq lists its product as uncharacterized. The transcript is spliced from 3 exons. The annotation marks the transcript as partial. The record is from RefSeq and is a predicted model, not a curated record. NCBI's taxonomy places the organism in Eukaryota, Metazoa, Chordata, Leptocardii, Amphioxiformes, Branchiostomatidae.
AAUAACUUCAUCUUGGACUUCUUGGGAAACAGGUUAAACAUAGAGGAUGAUACAUAUGAUGCCACCUCCUGCUGUGGGGCAUUCUGUGAGGGUCAUGUGAAGUGUGACUGUCUGGAAGAACUUAUCAGAGUUGUCAAACCAGGUGGUUUUGUGUGUGUUGGGAUCCGGAAGUUCUUCCUCGAGACAGUAGAGGAGUAUCACAAGCUUGAGCUGCUCAUGGCUGACCUUCAGCGCAGGGGAUUGUGGGAGCCCAUCUCACGCACGGUUACCCAGGACUACUGCGAAGGCUACGAUGGAGUUGUUUGUUUUUUUAAAGUAAACUGAGGAGGGUACAGGUGCAGUUGCAUUCAUGACCAAACGGUUUGUCC